Molecule: messenger RNA, 255 nt
Organism: Peronospora matthiolae
Lineage: Eukaryota; Oomycota; Peronosporomycetes; Peronosporales; Peronosporaceae
Source: the annotation of a GenBank genome assembly
AUGCGUCACAGCAAAGCGGCGAUUUGUGGCGGUAUCACCGGUGCACUCGAUGUGUUUUUGAAGCGAUCGAAGGGAUUGCACAGGGCUUUAUUAUUGUACAGCAACAAUAAAGACAAAGGAAGAAAAAAUGGCAAGGAUAUUGGUGUAGGUAUGCGCAGUCCUGGACACUUUACGGAGCCCAAACAAUCAAAGCGAGCGUGUCAUGGUGCAGCGUACAGUCAGAUAUUCUGGACUAUCGUGUCGUCCUUCAAGUAA